UCUUUUUUAUGCAGAAAAACAAGACCCAAAAUCACUAUGCCUAUUCUUUUCCAGAUUUUCUUGUGUUCAGUGACAGGGGCGACGGUGAACCAAAUUUUUUAUUUCGUCGGACUGAACUAUACUACUGCAACGGUUGCAUGUGCAUUGAACAAUGUACUCCCGGCAGCCACCUUUGUCCUCGCUGCUAUUUUCAGACAAGAAGCCGUGGGAAUAAAGAAGGCAUCAGGGGUGGCCAAGGUAUUAGGUACACUAAUAUGUGUAGGUGGAGCCAUGCUGCUUUCUUUUUACCACGGACACAUCGUCGGUAUAGGCGAAUCAAAGGUCCACUGGAACUAUGCCGAUAAAAUGUCGAGCAACGACAGCUCCGGCACUAUUGGAUCGAACUCGUUCCUCGGUCCUUUCCUCGUCAUGGCCAGCGCUAUCGCUUGGGCCGUAUGGUUUAUACUCCAGGGACAAACAAGCAAGAACUUCCCAGCUCCGUACACAUGCACCACUAUAAUGUGCUUCAUGGCCAGCAUCGAGUGUACAAUCAUUGGCAUAUUUUCGGAACACAAACCAUCAGCUUGGUCAUUGAGCUCCCCCAUGAGGCUUAUAGCAGCUCUUUACGCGGGAAUCAUAUGCAAUGCGGUAGCGUUUUGUGUCAUGUCAUGGUGCAUACAGAUAAGGGGUCCUCUCUAUGUAUCGGUGUUCAGCCCUUUGUUGCUUGUCAUCGUGGCUAUUCUGAGCUGGGUCCUGCUUCGUGAGAAAUUAUACGUUGGGACUGUUAUAGGGUCACUCUUGAUCGUCGGUGGACUGUACGCUGUCCUGUGGGGAAAAGAUAAAGAGAUGAAACACAUGAACGCCGGUGAAAAAGGAGGAGAAGGGAAGGUUGAAGUCACAAAAGCUGUUGGCGUAGACAAUGACCUGGAGCUGCAGUUGCAGCCGCCGCUGAAAGGAAGCCAGCUCGGUGGUUGA
Molecule: messenger RNA, 954 nt
Organism: Hibiscus syriacus
Lineage: Eukaryota; Viridiplantae; Streptophyta; Magnoliopsida; Malvales; Malvaceae
Product: WAT1-related protein At1g09380-like
Exons: 6
Coding region: 37-954 (305 amino acids)
Cellular component (GO): plasma membrane
Molecular function (GO): transmembrane transporter activity
Source: RefSeq, a predicted model, not a curated record